This is a messenger RNA of Lodderomyces elongisporus, 726 nucleotides long. RefSeq names its product putative metalloprotease (gene ATP23). The transcript has a single exon. NCBI's taxonomy places the organism in Eukaryota, Fungi, Ascomycota, Pichiomycetes, Serinales, Debaryomycetaceae. Gene Ontology annotation, biological process: mitochondrial protein processing; mitochondrial proton-transporting ATP synthase complex assembly. The coding region runs from base 1 to 726 and encodes 241 amino acids. Gene Ontology annotation, molecular function: metalloendopeptidase activity. The record is from RefSeq and is a predicted model, not a curated record.
AUGUCUUCUUCUACACAACCAGCACAGACUUCAGCUAGCCCGUCUAAAAUCACAUUGUCUGCAGAUUCGCAACUCAACGGGUUUGAAUGGUGGAGAAGAUCACUUCAAUACCAAACCGGUCUUGGUCUAACACCUUCUGAGAAAGCACAAUACGAAUACGAUUAUUUCCAUCGGAAUCUUGAUGAAAAAUGCGAUACCUGUAAGGAUCACUUGAAAUGGGUUCUUGCAUACUCGCCAUCUGUACGAUUUAUGAUGGAUCACAUCCAGAAACUCAAUAAAUCAAAUGAACCAGUACCAAGAAACAAAAUUGUGUGUCAAACAUGUGAUUUCACCAAGGGUGGAGGAUUUGAUCCAAACCAUGGAAUAGUCUUGUGCUCCAAUUACAUCCGUUCCAAAUGGCAACUCGAAGACAUUUUGGCACACGAAUUAGUCCAUGUGUAUGACUAUAUGAAAUUUAAUGUUAAUAUGCUGGAUUUGAGACAACAUGCGUGUACCGAGAUCCGAGCAUCGAUGCUUAGUGGAGAAUGUAGGGUAUGGAAUGAAAUGAAAAAAACCGGGAUGGGGAACUUUGGUAAAAAAUUCCAAGAAUGUAUACGAAGAAGAGCCGUGUUGUCUGUAGAGGCAAACCCAGUAUGCAAGAGCCGAGAAGAAGCAGAGAAGGCUGUUGAUGUUGUUUGGAAAAGUUGCUUCAACGACACCAGACCUUUUGAACGUGUAUAUAGAUAG